Molecule: messenger RNA, 1830 nt
Organism: Zophobas morio
Lineage: Eukaryota; Metazoa; Arthropoda; Insecta; Coleoptera; Tenebrionidae
Product: dihydrolipoyl dehydrogenase, mitochondrial
Exons: 6
Coding region: 109-1632 (507 amino acids)
Cellular component (GO): mitochondrion; oxoglutarate dehydrogenase complex
Molecular function (GO): dihydrolipoyl dehydrogenase (NADH) activity; flavin adenine dinucleotide binding
Source: RefSeq, a predicted model, not a curated record
AGUACACCUUGCGGUGACAGCGGCUGCGGUUAUCACCUAUCACAUUGUGAGGUCAUUCUUCAUUCUUCAAGUUUUUCAAUUAGGUUUUAAUAAAAUUGUACUGAGAUCAUGCAGACCGCGCUUCGAAAUGCUACUUCAUACUCUAUUAAACCAUCCAAUUUGAUUAGAUGUCACAAAGGUGUCCUCAGCUUCUUACACCAUCGAGAUUAUUCAACAACUCAUGAAGCUGACAUAGUGGUCAUAGGCUCAGGGCCAGGGGGUUACGUUGCGGCUAUUAAAGCUGCACAACUUGGCUUCAAAACAGUAUGCAUAGAAAAGGAUCCCACCCUGGGUGGUACCUGCCUCAAUGUAGGUUGUAUACCAUCAAAAGCCCUAUUAAAUAAUUCUCAUUUCUAUCACAUGGCCCAUUCUGGAGAUCUAAAUGAGAGGGGCGUUGUAUGUGACAAUGUGAAGCUUGAUUUGGACAAGUUGAUGGGACAAAAGACAAAUGCUGUUAAGGCACUAACAGGCGGAAUAGCGCAGCUGUUCAAAAAAAAUAAAGUUAAUUUAAUUAGUGGACAUGGAAAAAUCACUGGCGUGAAUCAAGUUACAGCUCUAAAGCCAGAUGGUUCAUCAGAAGUAGUUAACACUAAAAAUAUUCUCAUUGCUACUGGUUCAGAAGUAACACCUUUUCCUGGUAUUGAGAUCGACGAGCAACAGAUUGUUUCUUCAACUGGGGCCCUUUCGUUGAAGGAAGUACCAAAACGAAUGAUAGUAAUUGGAGCAGGUGUUAUCGGUCUUGAAUUGGGGUCUGUGUGGUCCAGACUAGGUGCAGAGGUAACAGCUAUUGAAUUCCUCACCUCAAUCGGUGGGAUCGGAAUCGACGGUGAAGUAGCCAAAACGUUUCAAAAGAUUUUAACAAAACAGGGGUUGAAGUUCAGAAUGGGUACCAAAGUAACUGGAGCACAGAAAACAGGAAGUACCAUAAAAGUGAACGUUGAAGACGUCAAGAAUUCAGAUAAAAAAGAAGAGUUGGAAUGCGAGGUUUUACUUGUGUGCGUAGGGCGUAGACCCUACACUCAUAAUCUUGGACUUGAAGAGAUGGGUAUCGAAAGAGAUCAGAAAGGCAGAGUUCCAGUAAAUUCUCAUUUCCAGACUGUUAUUCCUAACAUUUACGCAAUCGGUGAUUGCAUCCAUGGCCCUAUGCUGGCCCACAAAGCCGAAGAUGAAGGCAUCAUAUGUGUGGAAGGAAUCAAAGGGGGUCCAGUGCACAUCGAUUACAACUGCGUCCCAUCAGUUAUUUACACCCACCCAGAGGUCGGCUGGGUCGGCCGCUCUGAAGAAGAUUUGAAAAGUGAAGGAAUCGCCUACAAAGUCGGAAAGUUCCCAUUCAUGGCAAAUUCCAGAGCAAAAACUAACAACGAAGCCGACGGUUUUGUAAAGGUAUUAGCUGAUAAAGCCACCGACCGCAUUUUGGGAACGCACAUCAUUGGACCUAGUGCUGGCGAACUCAUCAACGAAGCCGUCUUGGCACAAGAAUAUGGGGCAUCAAGUGAAGAUGUUGCAAGAGUAUGCCACGCACAUCCCACUUGUGCGGAAGCUCUAAGAGAGGCUAACUUGGCGUCGUACUUCGGGAAACCCAUUAAUUUUUAAGGAAAGCUGUCGAUCUUUGUAAAUACGUGAGUGCGAUUAAGUCUACGACUCAAUGGAAAGUAAUAAUCACGAAUAUAAUUUAUGUGAAAUAUUGUGCUUCAUUUCGUUAAUUUCAUCACUCAAAGUGUAUUAAAAAAUUGUUAUAUUUUGUUCACGGCAGUGAACUAUGAUAAGUUUUAUUAAAGAAAUCACCCCUGA